Prunus armeniaca (apricot) is the source of this 672-nucleotide messenger RNA. NCBI's taxonomy places the organism in Eukaryota, Viridiplantae, Streptophyta, Magnoliopsida, Rosales, Rosaceae. The record is from the annotation of a GenBank genome assembly.
AUGGAGGCUGCAGCUGUCGCUGAUCUGAGUAGUGAGAAGCUAAAAGGGGAGAUGUGGCAGCAGAGGAAGGUUCAUGGAAAUGAAGGUUCUGCUAGCAGCUUUAUGGAAAAGGAUCUGGUUUCUGGUCCUGAAUCAAGCCACGUUGAGUAUUCUGGGCUGAAGGAAAGGAAAGAUGGUGGAGCUCUGGACGAUGGUAGCCGUGUGGGUAGGGGUGAACGAGUUGCUUCAUUCUCCUCUGUUAUUCCUGGUAUCAAUGGGAAGACUGAGAGUCUGAGGGAAGAGAUUGAAGAGUUGAAAGCCCAAAUGGGCGGAGGGACGGGCCUUCGAGCUGGGGAAGCUUCAAACCCAUUUGGCAACCUUAUGAAUACUGGAGAAGUGAGCAAUGGAGCUGUCAUCAGUGCCAACACUGUGGGGAAUGUGGAUGCAUCCAAACUCCCAGGUGCCAUCAGUCCAACUAUUGUCCAUGAAGAGAGGAAGGUCAAUGGCAAGACAAGUGGCUCUACCGGCGGGAGAGUGGCGGCUGGCAUUGUAAGGGGUUCUCCUCCACGGAUAAAAGAGAAAGUUCUGGAUUGUAUGGCAAAACGGAAGAGGCUGGGGGAGGCAAUCGCUUUGAUUAUCAGCUGCUCCCCGCCAAUCACUUCAAUUAUAGCCGAUCUUCGCCUACCAACUUGA